AAUUGGCUUGGGUUUUUCAACUGGCGACUACGACUGAGAGGACGACGAACUGUGAUAAUAAAUAUGCUUUCUCGUCUUACGAUGGCUGCUGAGUGAUAUGUUGAUACGGAUUGAUGACCUGCCGGCUGUAAUAUAUAUGUAGUUUGGGAAAGUACAGGCUCGAGAAGGAAUAGCAAACGUACACACGAGGGAAACCAUCUAGAGGACGGAAGGAAACAUAAAGCUAUGCUUGAAAGGAUAACUCUUUCUCAAGUAUAUUCCUUGCUGUAUUUUUCUUAUUCAUAGAAAACUUGCCUUGAUCUGCAUCUUUGGCUUGUUGUUCUGCCACAUUUUUGCUUUCAUUUUCUCACUGGAAAAACAACCUCUAACCUAAAACAGAAGGCACAAAAAUUGACCAAUUCGGACAAUGUGGAUGAAUCCCAGGCAGAGGAGAAAUUUCGAGGUUGGAGAAUAUCCAGCUGAACUGGACGGUCCGAGGUACCGCUGGGUCUUCAUUCGUAAAGUUUAUACAAUCAUUGCCAUACAACUGCUAGUCACUGUUGCGGUGGCAACCGCAGUUGUUUCAGUCCAUUCCAUUUCAAACUUCAUCGUGCACACUAAGGUGGGAUUGGCUGUCUAUAUAGCUAUCAUUGUUAUUCCUUUUAUUGUCUUGUGUCCAUUAUAUUACUUUUACCAGCUACGCCCACUGAAUUAUCUUCUCCUUGGAGUUUUUACCACUGCUCUCGGAUUUCUGGUUGGACUUACAUGUGCGUUUACCAGUGGGAAGGUUAUUUUGCAAUCUGCCAUCAUAACUUUCACGGCCAUGGUUAUUCUCACUCUGUACACCUUCUGGGCGGCAAGGAGAGGUCAUGAUUUCAGCUUCCUCGGGCCUUUCUUGUCUGCUUCCCUGAUUGCUCUUCUGUUGUUUGCUCUGAUUCAGAUUUUCUUUCCCUUGGGUAGGAUUUCUGUAAUGAUCUUUGGGUGCUUGGCAUCGAUCUUAUUUUGCGGGUUCAUAAUAUACGAUACAGACAGCCUGAUCAAACGUUAUGCUUAUGAUGAGUACAUUUGGGCUGCAGUCUCGUUGUAUCUGGAUAUCAUUAAUCUUUUCCUUAGUAUUCUAACUGUCUGCAGUGCCCGAGAUAGCUAGGGACAUCACUUCUCCGUUUCUGUUUCUUUAUGUAUUCUAACCUUUAAGUGAAUUUCUUGGAAACUGCACACUUAAAUUCUCUACCGCAGUAAUCUAUAUAGUAGAUUGACAUUCGUUCAA
Molecule: messenger RNA, 1246 nt
Organism: Populus trichocarpa (black cottonwood)
Lineage: Eukaryota; Viridiplantae; Streptophyta; Magnoliopsida; Malpighiales; Salicaceae
Product: protein LIFEGUARD 2
Exons: 4
Coding region: 407-1126 (239 amino acids)
Cellular component (GO): membrane
Source: RefSeq, a predicted model, not a curated record